Messenger RNA from Carassius carassius (crucian carp), 1402 nucleotides. RefSeq names its product apolipoprotein A-IV-like. Lineage: Eukaryota; Metazoa; Chordata; Actinopteri; Cypriniformes; Cyprinidae. The coding region runs from base 101 to 1036 and encodes 311 amino acids. The transcript is spliced from 4 exons. The record is from RefSeq and is a predicted model, not a curated record.
CGAACAGGACAACCUCUGAUAAGGGACUGCUUUAAAUGUGGACCCCGAGAAGAAAUUGUCAUCUUCACAUCAACAGAAUAACCUGCAACACUACAAAAAUAUGAAUGUGCAGUUUGUUGCAUUGGCUUUGGCUUUAGCUGCUACAACAGCAUUUCCACUCAAUGAUGAGAUCAGUCGAGACACAUGGAGUUUACAGAGAGACAAUCAGGCCAUUGACAAGAAAUUUUUUGCAAAAGACUUAAAUGGUGUGUGGAAGAACCAUGUUGUGAGCAGUGACCUUUACUCCCAAGACUCUAAUAACCCCAUGGCAGCUGAACUGAGUCGCAAACUGAGUAUGGAGUCUGAGCGGCUGAGGGCUCGUCUCAAGCAGGAGCUUGCUGAACUGAGGCAGAGACUCUCUCCUUACCCCAGCCACCCGAAACACACUAUGGCCAAUGUCAAGGAGUUCCUGUCCCCCUUCACUAAGCAGCUCCAGACGGCUCUCCAAUCCAACACUCAGGACCUCUGUGAGAAUCUCAAUCUGAACCUCCAGGACCUGAACCCAGAGGAAGCCACACUCUACCAGGAGGCAGUGCAGAGGAUAACGCUAGCUUUGGAGGUAAGCCACCAGAAAAGGACAGCAGCCUUUGAGGACUUUAAAACAAAAGCAUUUGAGGCUGUAGAGGAGGAACGAGACAGUAGUGGAAAGGAUCUUUGGGAGGAAGUUACGGCCAGGCUGGGACAGGAAGUGUGUACCUUCAGUUUAGAGGUACAAGGUCAGGUCGCGGCACUCAAGAUAGCUUUGGCAGGCCAUCUGGCCUCGGCACAGCCUCCAAGGGAUGUGAUGGCUUCAAAAGUGGAACAGUUCUGCCAGAAUUCCUCAGCUCGGAAUCAACAGUUUAUUUCCAACUUAGACCAACAGAUGACCGCCCUGCAAGAAAACCAGAGUCAUGGUGAAUCAGCUGGUUUCCAUCAGACAAACAUAGAGUCCAUACAGGAGGAUUUCUCAACUAGACUAACAGCCUUAUUACAAGACAUCGUUCACACUCUAAAUUGAACAACACACCUCCAUUCCUAUCAGAAAUACAACUGUGAUGUACUGUAAAUAACAGCUUUUUUUUUGGAUUGCACAUUGUGACCUGUCACUUUUGUAGAACAAUGUUGUUGUUUGUACAGUUUUCAGAAAGAUCCUUAUGUAAAGUACAGCGAAAUCCAUUGAAUUGAAAGACAACAGAAAACCUUUCUUCCGUUUGCUGUGAUAGAUAUUCUGUGUUAUGUGUGGGUAUACUGUUUCAUAAACAUGUAAAUAAAGACAGGUUCAAUUUGUACAUUUUUUUAAAUGAAUAUAUGUUGUCCAGUGAUUAUUGUCUCAACCACAGUAUAUGAAUAAACGUUCUUUCUAAAUAAAUCACAUCUAAACAAU